This is a messenger RNA of Calliphora vicina (urban bluebottle blowfly), 1988 nucleotides long. It is a transcript of the gene tub, whose product is annotated as tube. Bases 271 to 1968 code for a protein of 565 amino acids. The transcript has 2 exons. Lineage: Eukaryota; Metazoa; Arthropoda; Insecta; Diptera; Calliphoridae. The record is from RefSeq and is a predicted model, not a curated record.
AAAGUAGCCGCUCGCUUUUGGGUGUAGUAAUUGUGUAGAAAACUUGUUGAUUUUUCUUUAUUAUAACAAUAAUUGGCAAAUAAAACAAAAUCAUACAUACAAAAAAUAAUGUUUUUUUCUUAUCAGUGUUAAAUUUGUUUUUAAACAAACGACUACAGUGAUUUUGAGUAGAAAAUCUUUCUAAACAACCGAUAAGAUUCGGUAUUUCUUAUGCUAAAAUUCUUUGUGAAAAUUUUAGGACAAACAAAAAAAUUUAAAAAUUAGAAAAUAAUGUCCUCGUCGUAUAACCGCAACACUGAAUUGCGAAAUGUUAAUACUAAAGAUUUGUACAACUUGGCUGUUAUCCUCGAUGAUGACAAUUAUUGGCAAACAUUAAUGGAAAUCAUACCAAAGGAAAUAAACAAUCAAACAUUUGGUACGGCGGAAGAUUUAGAGAAAAUUGCUUCAGGAACAUCGUAUGAACGUAAAUAUAACAAUGAUCAUAUUCGUUUAAUAGAGAAUGCAAUACGUCGGCCUGGAGAAUCGCGACUAUAUUCACAAAUACUCUUUGAUGAGUGGGGUUCAUCUGGACGCAAACAAGAAAGACCCACAAUGGGUGUACUCUUGCAUUUGCUGGUACAAUCAAAACUCUAUCGUGCGGCAGAUUAUGUUGCUGAGCUAUUGAAUGAACCCAAACCGCCUCGUCCUACAAAUGGUCCCGCAGCAGAAUUUGAAUUUGAAAUAGAUGUUUUUAAUGAUAUUCAAGAGACAGUAAAUGAUACACGCUUUUAUCCAAAUACAGAAGAUUUACAAGAAAAUAUAAACAUGGAUAUUAAUAAAGACUAUUAUACGAAAUAUCAUAAAAAUGUUGAUAAAAAAUUACCAAUAUUAAAUGAAAAUACUGAAGAGCCAAUUAUGACGACGCCUCCAAAACCCCCACCAAGGUUACUAAAAUCAGCGAGAUUAUUAAAACAGCAGCAGCAGCAACAACAGCAAUCAAAUCAAUUACUACAACAAACUGCCAAUAUAAAUAAUAUAAACCACAAGACCCCAAACAGUGAAGAGGAGCGUCCACAACAACAACAAUAUCAACAAAUGAAUACACACUCGAAUAAUGAAAGUAUGUCAGCAAUGUCUUCAGCAUCAACAAAUAAUAUACCGGAUCUAUCGGAACUAAUGAAUGCAGCAAAUAGUAAAAUAUUAGCUGCAACAACAACCAUUACUACAACGAAUUACUCGGAGGUGAGUGAAAACGUAUUGCCAAAUUUGUCCGCACUAAAUAAUAGCUCCGAAAGAAUAUCUCAACUUUAUGAAGAGGAAGACGACGAUGAUAGUUUAAAUAGUACGCCAUCAUUAAUUUAUAGCAAACCAAAUAUUGUGGAUCACCACGAACAGCAACAUCCAGACUUGAAUAGCAUACCAAUAUUAGUUUUAAGUAAACCAUUAAAUAUUGACAUUAAGGAAGAAGAAUUAAAACCUGACAACGAUGCUGAAAUACAUAAUGACGAUUUGCCAGCGAUAAGCGCAUUAAAUCUAAAUGGUGAAAGGGAUGACGUUGAGCCACAACAGCAACAUCAUCAGCCAAGUAAUAAUUUCGAAAAUGUGCCCUCAGUGGCUUUGAACUUUACGGGCCACCGAAGGGGCAGCUUUGAAGAGUGCGCUGUCAAUGAUGAAGAUUUAAAUAUACCCUGCUUGGUGGCAAAUAUGAAUUUCAGCGAAAAUCCCUCGAGACAUCAACUGGAGUCCAUAGAAGAGGACUAUAAUGGAAUUGAACAUGAGCAUGACAAUGAGGGAGGCGAUGUUGAACUGGAGGAUGAUGAUGAUUCUAUACCGAAUUUAAGUUUCUUAGAGAAUCGUAGCUCCAACAAUGAAUCCAGUUUAACUAGUGUUACGAACACAAGUGGUGACAACAGUUUUGAGCAAAGUGUCAACGAUUGUAGUUCUACUUCAACCGACAAUGUUCCAUUUUUAAGUGUAUUAAAUCAGUAAUUUAUUAUUACAUAUACAUA